AUGACCUUUGGACCUCGAGGUAGGAUGUCAAGGUUGAAUAUAGACUUGCACGAGCUCUUUGCUGCGCAGAACGCACGUGCACAUGCGAUAGAGGCAGCACAACGACAAGUGACAGCAAAUCCAGUGGUAGUUGAGAACCUUCCAAUGGAGGAAAUGGCUAAUGAUGAACUCGGCGAUGGGGAAAUUCCUUAUGAAGAGCCGAUGGACCAAAAUGAGGAAGAUUCUGAGGAGGAUCCUAAGGAAGAUCCCGAGGAGGACCCUGAGGAAGAUUCUGAGGAGGAUCCUAAGGAAGAUCCCGAGGAGGACCCUGAGGAAGAUUCUGAGGAGGAUCCUGAGGAAGAUCCCGAGGAGGAUCCUGAGGAAGGUCCUGAUAUGGCUGCUGACAACGACACCGACAAGGCCGUAAAAGAGCUAGAAGUAGAACUGGCAGAGGUGAAGGAGAAAGUUGCAUCCACUGAGGCAAAGUUGGUUAGGUCUGUCGAACUGGAGAUGGAGCGUGACAAUCUGAAGGCAGAGUUAGUGACGAUGACCAACAAUUGGAUGGAGAAGAGCCAGUUCUGUGUGCAGCAUGAGAAGUGGAUGGAGAUGCUGAAUAGCAUGAUCAUUGAUUUGCAGGAAGAUGUGGUGUCUUUGCAAACAGAUAAGGAGUUGUGGGAGAAGGAGAGGAAGGAGUUGUAA
This is a messenger RNA of Humulus lupulus (European hop), 678 nucleotides long. RefSeq names its product protein SHORT ROOT IN SALT MEDIUM 1-like. The transcript has 2 exons. The record is from RefSeq and is a predicted model, not a curated record. Lineage: Eukaryota; Viridiplantae; Streptophyta; Magnoliopsida; Rosales; Cannabaceae. Bases 1 to 678 code for a protein of 225 amino acids.